AUGAUAAAAUAAUAUAGGGGGCAUAAUUCGCCAACUAUUUUUCACACUUGUAUAUAAACCCUGCGAUUCUCUUCCAAAAAUAUCAUUCACUUGUCUUUACAAAUCUUUGAGCUUUUAUCUCUUUCUCAGAAACUAAGAAAACAUGAACUCCUUCGUCGUCGUUCUUGCCGCCGUGGUCGUGGGUGCUUCCGCUGGAAAUAUUGGUUACGCUGGAACCUACGGAUACCCCGGAUAUGCCGGAGCUUACGCCGCCCCCGCAGUAGCUUCUUAUGCUGCUGCCCCACUCGGCUAUGCUCACGGAGCUUAUGCUGCCCCAGCCAUCCGAACCUACGCCACCACCAAGGCCGUCGUUGCUGCCGCCCCAGUCGCUGCUUACGCUGCUGCCCCAGUUUCUUACGGAUACGGUCACGGAAUUGCUCACGGUCACGGACUCGCUUACGGUGCCGGACACGGACUCGCUUAUGGUCACGGAAUCGCCGCCGCCCCAGUCUCAUACGGAUACGGUCACGGUCACGGUCUUGCUUACGGAGGACUUGCCGGUCACGGAAUCGCCGCUGCUCCAGUUGCUUACGGAUAUGGUCAUGGUCACAACCUCGGCUAUGCUGGUUUGGCCCACUAUUAAAUUAUUCCCCUAAUUUUAUAGUAUUAUUUAGUAAGGUCAGCGUUGUUUGUGAAUUUUCAACUCAAUUGUCGAGGUAUCUCUGUGCAUCAGUAUUGUGUAAAUUGUAUGUGAAGAGUGUGUAUUUAAUUCGAAAUAAAUUUUUCUCAAAAUCAA
Folsomia candida is the source of this 775-nucleotide messenger RNA. Its product is annotated as cuticle protein 65. The record is from RefSeq and is a predicted model, not a curated record. The transcript has 5 exons. The coding region runs from base 143 to 622 and encodes 159 amino acids. NCBI's taxonomy places the organism in Eukaryota, Metazoa, Arthropoda, Collembola, Entomobryomorpha, Isotomidae.